Messenger RNA from Mercurialis annua (annual mercury), 532 nucleotides. RefSeq lists its product as uncharacterized. The record is from RefSeq and is a predicted model, not a curated record. NCBI's taxonomy places the organism in Eukaryota, Viridiplantae, Streptophyta, Magnoliopsida, Malpighiales, Euphorbiaceae. The coding region runs from base 18 to 503 and encodes 161 amino acids. The transcript is spliced from 2 exons.
UUUCUAAAGCCUAUUCUAUGAUCUUGCAAGAUCAACAACAACGAUCUAUACAAAUGGCAACUCCAAUGGGUUAUUCAGGCCAAUCAGCCAUGGCAGCCUCAACUCACAAUGGCUCUUCUUCUUCUUUUAAUACACACCAACAAAAUCAAUCAAAAGGCAAUAAACCAUUUUACCAUUGUGAUUUUUGUGGAAGGGAUGGUCAUUCUAUAUCUCGAUGUCGUAUGAAACCAGGAAAUGCAAAUUAUGAUCCGAAUUUUCAGCCUUUUUCAAGAUCAUCCCAACAGAAGCAGCAUAAAGGUAAUUCCUUUGGUCAUAAAUAUAAUCAGCAUGUUGCAGCUGCAGUAGAACAAAGCACGCCUCGCCCGAGCUCAAAUGAAUUGCCUUUCACUCAUGAACAAAUACAACAGCUUCUCACUCUCAUCCAAUCAUCUCCUUUAAACACUUCUACUCCAUUUGUCAAUUUUGCAGGACCUGAUGACGAAGAAAGUGAUAGGUUUGGCUAAAGAACACAAUGGUCUUUACUACCUCGACA